This is a messenger RNA of Acaulospora colombiana, 549 nucleotides long. NCBI's taxonomy places the organism in Eukaryota, Fungi, Glomeromycota, Glomeromycetes, Diversisporales, Acaulosporaceae. The record is from the annotation of a GenBank genome assembly.
AUGUCGGAUUCGCCAACUUUGCCUUCCAUAUACGAACUAAACUCUCAAGAUUAUGACGCGUUCAAAUAUUCGAUAAAUGUUUUAUUCGAACCCGCUCCACCGCUCGUAAACGUCCUCUACUCCCUUCGUCCCUUUGAUUCGUAUGCGUCACUAGUUUCAGCUGCGACCAAAAUCAUCCUUGAUGAUAACGGCCCUCUGACAUAUCAGCAAAAGCUUGAGGUCAUCAAUGCGCAUCCACGUCUAGGUGAAAAUAAAAAAAAUUUGUCGGCAAUGAGUUUAAAAGAGCAGGGAUAUACUAAAAUGGGUGAGAGUGUAGAAAGCAGUGGCGUGGACGAUGUAAACAAAAAAUUACGUGAGUUAAACACGUUAUACGAGGAAAAGUAUGGUUUCAAGUUCGUCAUAUUCGUCAACGGCAGGUCGAGAGACGAAAUUAUACCCAUCCUGAAGGAAAAGAUCGAAAAUGGUAAUAAGGAGGAUGAAUUAGGGAGGGGCUUAGCGGACAUGAUGAACAUCGCCUCAGAUCGAUUGAGAAAAUUGAACAAGGAAUGA